This is a messenger RNA of Carassius auratus (goldfish), 1683 nucleotides long. Its product is annotated as class I histocompatibility antigen, F10 alpha chain-like. The transcript has 7 exons. Gene Ontology annotation, cellular component: external side of plasma membrane. Gene Ontology annotation, biological process: immune response. Lineage: Eukaryota; Metazoa; Chordata; Actinopteri; Cypriniformes; Cyprinidae. The record is from RefSeq and is a predicted model, not a curated record. Bases 204 to 1289 code for a protein of 361 amino acids.
GUGAAAGAAAAAACCUGUUUGUGGUGUAAAGGCUGAUCGACACAAACAUCCAUUUCCUUUAUUGUUACCUAGCUAAAUAUUAAAAGCUGUAAAGCUCAGUCAGCACUCAUUAAAUACACCCAAGGGAGGAACAUGUUUAUUUCAAAGUUGAUCAUUUUCAAGCGAGUGCUGACUGAAAGCAAACACGAGCCUACGUUUUUAAUAUGGACAAUAUAUUUUUGUUAUUUCUACUUUUGCUUCCACUAGCUGCACCAAAAGGCUCUCAUUCUUUGUGGGUGCUUGCAACGUACAUUAAAGGACAAACGCCAUUUCCUGAAUUUAGCUAUGUAGCGAUGCUGGAUGAUGUCAGAAUUAUGUAUUAUAAUGGUGAGACGAAAACACUCCAUCCAAGAGGAAAUACAACAGCUGAAGACGAUGUGUUUGAUUCAAAUGUUCUUCUCAAAAUAAGUGACUACAUGCAGACAUCUUUUAUUAACAAAUGGGUAAUCGCAACAACAAAUGUAAACAAAACUGAAGGUGCUAUUGCCCUUCAGAGACUAGUCUUGUGUGAGCUGAGAGACAAUGGUGACCCGGGACAAAUGAUCACACGGGAUGCUGUCAGAGGAUCCACCACUGAUGAGCUGCUAUAUGUUGAGAAGAAUUUUACAUAUCAGGGUACUUUAAAUGUCUCGGCUCCAGUGCUGAAUAUGCAUCUUGAAUUCAGCAUGAGACGUCAUGAAGUUUUAUACCAACCAUUCUGCAUCAAAACACUCAAGGGUUACCUUAAAAAAAGGAGGACUCAAAUCAAUAGAAAAGUGAAACCCAAGGUCAGGCUCCUCCAGAGAGAACUGUCUUCUGGGUUUCGUGUGAGUUGUUUGGCAUCAGGAUUUUACCCUCGUCACAUCAACCUGACCCUGUUCAGAGAUGGGCAGCCUGUAUCUGAUCAUGAGAUCACUGGAGGAGAUCUGCUGCCCAAUGCUGACGGGACGUACCAGAUGAGGAAGAGUCUGGAGAUCAGUGCUGCAGACAAACACAAAUACACUUGCUCUGUCACACACCUCAGUCUGGACAACAAACUGGACGUCACUUUGGAGUUUGAUCACGGGGAACCAUUUAAAUCAGUGAUUGCUUCAGUUCUGACAGUUUUGGCUCUGAUGUUGGUAAUUGGAGCUGCAGUUGCUAUAUAUGCAUUGAAAAGACAACACGCAGAUUCAGUUAAAACUGGGUAUUCUACUGCUUCUACAUCUGAAGAAAGCAUGGCCACAUUCAGAACUGAUGUGAAUCCCAGGACACAAAGUGUCAAUCUGUAAAUUUAUUUGACCUAUACACAAUUUCCACUAUGUGGGCAGCUGUGACCUAAUGGAUUAUUGUAAUUUAAAAUGUAAAUUUUCUUUAGAAAGUUUAUGCUUACAUUGUUUGUAGUAAGUUUAUUUUUUGGUUGUUUAGGUACACUGGACUAAAGCUAUGUAAUCUGUCUGAACAAUGUAUGUAGUGGCAUCUGGUGGAAUGAGCAUUUGCAUUACCCAGUUUGGAUAAAACCUUUGAAAAAUUUGGAAAAAUUACCUCAGAAAAAGAGAAUAUCAAGUUAACACGUAUUCCAAUCUUGCAGAGUGAGCUUAUUAAAUAAAUUCAUUUAAAAAAACGUGAAAUACGUGAAAUUUGAAAUUUAUAGUCCUAAUAUUUGUUCUGGACUGUCAGCUUUGA